Molecule: messenger RNA, 3269 nt
Organism: Bradysia coprophila
Lineage: Eukaryota; Metazoa; Arthropoda; Insecta; Diptera; Sciaridae
Gene: Prm
Product: Paramyosin
Cellular component (GO): myosin complex; bicellular tight junction
Source: RefSeq, a predicted model, not a curated record
AUUUAUUCAACAUUCGAACGACUGUAGUCCCACGAUCAGUAGAUCAUCAAGCCUUGCUCCGACGUUAUCUGAAUUCGGUGACUCGGGUUAUUUUCACAGUGAACCGACAAAGAAAAGAGAAAAAAGUUUUACGAAACGCAACAGAACGAAUUCGCGGUGAAUUGAACAAGGAUUUCCAGUGAAGUGUUUUUUUGAAAACUGUUUUUUUCUGUGUUUUCUCUCUCCAAAUUAAAUCGAAUUUAACCAAAUUUGAAUCAUCGAUAAUGUCAUCGAGCGUAGCUAAAACUUCGAAAUAUUCGUACAGAUCGACCGGUGGUGGUAAUGCCGAUGUCAGCAUUGAAUACAGUGCUGAUUUGAGUGCUUUGUCACGUUUGGAGGAUAAAAUUCGUCUUCUUCAAGAUGAUCUUGAAUCGGAGAGAGAAUUGCGUCAACGUAUUGAACGUGAAAAGGCCGACCUCAGCGUACAAGUCAUUCAAAUGUCCGAACGUCUCGAAGAGGCUGAAGGUGGUGCCGAAAGUCAGUUCAAUAUCAAUCGCAGUCGUGACGUUGAAUUGCUGAAAUUGCGAAAAUUGUUGGACGAUGUGCAUUUGGAAUCGGAAGAAACUGCCCACAUUCUAAAGAAAAAACAUCAAGAGAUUAUCACAGAUUUCCAAGAACAGAUCGAAAUUUUGACCAAGACCAGACAAAGGGCAGAAAAGGAAAAGGCCAAAUUCCAAGCCGAAGUCUACGAAUUAGUGUCCCAGGUCGAAUCGGUCAGCAAGGAGAAAAAUAUUUGCGUCAAACAAGUGGAGAAAUUGGAGAUUUCCAUUUCGGAAUUGCACGUCAAGAUCGAAGAAUUGAACCGUACCAUCAUCGACAUCACAUCACACAAGACCCGUCUGUCGCAGGAAAAUGUCGAAUUGAUCAAGAGCGUGCAAGAUUUGAAAUUGAGCAUUGAGAGCGUCAACUUCUCCAAAACUCAAUUGAUUUCCCAUUUGGAAGAUGCCCGGCGUCGUCUUGAAGACGAUGAACGUCGCCGUUCGAUGCUGGAAGCUUCACUACAUCAAGUCGAGACUGAAUUAGAAUCCACCCGCGUGCAAUUGGAAGAAGAAUCCGAAGCCCGUUUGGACCUGGAAAGACAAUUGGUCAAGUCUAACGGUGAAGCUCAGCAAUGGCAUGCCAAAUACGAUGCUGAAGCAGCUGCUCGUGCUGAAGAGUGCGAAGAGAUUCGUCGCAAGUACUCUGCUCGCAUCCAGGAACAAGAAGAACACAUCGAAACCCUCAUUGUCAAAGUGAACAAUUUGGAGAAGCAAAAGAGUCGCCUCCAGAGCGAAGUCGAAAUUUUGAUUAUCGACUUGGAGAAAGCCAACGGAACCGCCCGGGAAUUGCAAAAGCGUGUCGAUGUUCUCGAACGCACCAGCAUCGAAUUGCGUAGCCGUUUGGAAGAGACCGUCGUUCUGUACGAGAACUCUCAGCGUGACUUGAAGAACAAACAAGUUGAAUUGACUCGUGUCAACCACGAAUUGGACAGCACCAAGAACCAACGGGAUGGUCUAGCUCGGGAGAAUCAAAAAUUGACUCAUGAAAAUCAAGAAGCUCGCAACACCAUCACCGAAUUGACACGUCGUUAUCAUGAAUUCGAAAUUGAACUUCGUCGCCUUGAAAACGAACGUGAUGAGCUCACCGCUGCUUACAAGGAAGCCGAAGCCGGACGCAAGGCCGAAGAACAACGUGCCCAACGCUUGGCAUCUGAAUAUGGACAAUACCGUCACGAUGCUGAACGUCGUCUUGCUGAGAAGGACGAAGAAGUUGAAGCUAUUCGCAAGCAAACUGCCAUCGAAAUUGAACAGCUUAAUGCCCGUGUCGUUGAAGCUGAAACUCGUCUCAAGACCGAAGUCACACGCAUCAAGAAGAAGCUCCAGAUUCACAUCACCGAAUUGGAGAUGUCCUUGGACGUUGCCAACAAAACCAACAUUGAUUUGCAGAAGGUUGUCAAGAAACAAUCGUUGCAAUUGACCGAACUUCAAGGUCACUACGACGAAGUUCAGCGUCAAUUGCAGGUGACUCUUGACCAAUACGGCGUCGCUCAACGUCGUUUGCAAUCGUUGACCGGUGAAUUGGAAGAAGUUCGUUUGAACUUCGAGAAUGCAUUGCGCUCCAAGCGAGCCAUCGAAUUGCAGUACGAAGAGUCGCAGACCCGCAUCAACGAAUUGGGAGUUGUCAAUGCCAAUCUGGCAUCAGCUAAGUCCAAGAUCGAACAAGAAAUCUCACAAAUUGCUAGCGAAUAUGAUGAAGUUACCCGUGAACUUCGUCUGAGCGAUGAACGUUACCAGAAAGUACAGGUUGAACUCAAGCACACCGUUGAAAUUUUGCACGAAGAACAAGAACGUAUCGUUAAGAUUGAAGCUAUCAAGAAAUCAUUGGAAGUUGAAGUUAAGAAUCUUUCCAUUCGUCUCGAAGAAGUCGAAACAAAUGCUGUCGUUGGUAGCCGUCGCAUCAUUAGCAAAUUGGAAGCUCGCAUUCGUGAUAUGGAAUUGGAAUUGGAAGAAGAGAAGCGACGACAUGCCGAAACCAUCAAAAUCUUAAGAAAGAAAGAGCGCACCGUCAAAGAAGUGAUGAUCCAAUGCGAAGAAGAUCAAAAGAAUGUUAUGAUCUUGCAAGAGACACUGGAGAAGGCUACCCAGAAGAUCAACAUCUACAAACGUCAAUUGAACGAACAAGAGGGUAUGUCCCAACAAUCCGUAACCCGUGUCCGCCGUUUCCAACGUGAAUUGGAAGCAGCUGAAGAUCGUGCCGACCAAGCCGAAACCAACUUGAACAUGAUCCGCUCCAAGCAUCGUACAUUUGUGACGACAUCCACUGUACCCGGAUCGCAGGUCUAUAUGGUUCAAGAAAGCCGAACAAUCACCGAAAAUUAAAAAAACCAAAAAAAAAAUUGUCAACCGAAAAGCAACACACACUCACACCAUAUUUUGACAGAUUACCAACAAAACAACAAAAAUAUUUUUAAAAAAUAAAAAAGAAAAAAUUUAUAUUUGAAACUUAGCCCGUAAAAACAAACCGUAAAUCAGCAUUUUGAUUGCGCAAUAAAACCCGGAGAAACAUCCUCUGGAGAUAAAGAAUUUAAACUUUUUUUUUUAAAUUACGUUUUCCGACGCUGAUUGAUUUUGACUAUCUACGGCCGGGAUUUAUUUACAGUUUUACUCGAAAAAAAACAACAUUUAUAAAAAAGAGAAAUUAUAACAAACAAACAAAAAAAUGGAUAAAUAAAGAGAAAAUGCGAGAAAUAA